GAAGAUAAACUUUGAGGCUGAUUUUCGAAGCCGUUUCGCAUAAUCAACCAAACAGAUUCUUGUGAUUUUCUCUCGACCUGUUUUAGUUUGUUGUAGGACAGAAUGGAAUCGAGGUUCUGGAACCAGACUGGUAGUGAUUCGGAGGAUGCUGAUAGUGAGUAUGAUGAGGAGGCUGAAGCCACAAGCGUUGAGACUUCCAAACAGAUUGACAACAAAUACCGCACCAAUGUGCUUCCCGACGAUGAAUCUGAGGAUGAGAAGCGUGUUGUUAGAUCGGCGAAGGACAAACGUUUUGAUGAGAUGAGUGCCACUGUUGACAAAAUAAAGAAUGCAAAGAACAUAAAUGACUGGGUGAGCAUGCAGGACUGCUUUGACAAGAUGAACAAGCAGCUUGAGAAGGUGAUGCGUGUGACUGAGUCUGAAAAAGUACCGUCUCUGUACAUCAAAGCGCUUGUUUUGUUGGAGGACUUUUUGGCUCAGGCUCUUGCAAAUAAGGAUGCUAAGAAGGAUGCUAAGAAGAAGAUGAGUAGCAGCAAUGCCAAGGCCUUGAACGCUAUGAAACAGAAGCUGAAGAAGAACAAUAAGCAGUAUGAGGAUUUGAUUAGUAAGUACAGGGAGAAUCCGGAGCAGAGCGAGGAGGAAGGGGGGGCAGAAGAUGAGGAAAGUGAGAAUGAAGAGACAGAUUCUGAAAUUGAGGAUCCGAAAGAUAUUGCGCUUUCGGUCAGUGGAGAUGGUGAUGAAGAGGAAGAAGGUGAUGGGGACAAUGAGGAUGGUUGGGAGAAGAAAAUGAGUAAGAAGGAUAAGCUCAUGGACAAGCAGUUCAUGAAGGACCCUAGUGAGAUCACAUGGGAUAUGAUUAACAAGAAAUUCAAAGAGGUUGUGGCGGCUCGGGGCAGGAAGGGAACUGGAAGGUUUGAACAGGUUGAGCAGCUUACCUUCUUGACAAAGGUUGCUAAGACCCCGGCACAGAAGCUUGAGAUUCUUUUCAGUCUUGUUUCUGCUCAGUUUGAUGUGAACCCUGGUCUCAGUGGGCACAUGCCUAUAAAUGUGUGGAAAAAGUGUGUGCAGAAUAUGCUUGUUAUACUUGAUAUUCUGGUGCAAUAUCCUAACAUUACGGUGGAUGACAUGAUUGAGCCUGAUGAGAAUGAAUCCCAGAAGGGACCGGAUUAUAACGAGACAAUCAGAGUCUGGGGAAACUUGGUGGCCUUUGUGGAAAGGAUAGAUACUGAGUUCUUCAAGAGCUUGCAGUGCAUUGACCCUCACACCCAUGAGUACAUUGAAAGACUCAGAGAUGAACCUAUGUUUUUGACUCUUGCUCAAAAUGUUCAAAAGUAUCUAGAGAAAGCUGGAAGCUUUAAAGCUGCUGCAAAGGUGGCCCUAAGGCGGGUUGAGCUCGUGUAUUAUAAACCGCAAGAAGUUUAUGCUGCCAUGAAGAUAUUGGCAGAGCAGACAGAAGAUGGUGAAACUGGUGGUGAAGGCCAGGAGCCUAAAGCAGUUGAGGAAAGUCGAGGUCCACCUGCAUUUGUUGUAACUCCUGAGCUCGUUCCGAGGAAACCCACUUUUACUGAGAGUAGUAGGGCCUUGAUGGAUAUUCUAGUUUCCCUCAUAUACAAGUAUGGAGAUGACCGGACAAAAGCUCGAGCAAUGCUUUGUGACAUUUACCACCAUGCUCUCCUGGACGAGUUCUCUAUCGCCCGUGACUUGAUGCUAAUGAGUCACCUGCAAGAUAGUAUCUCGCAUAUGGACAUUUCUACCCAAAUACUGUUUAAUAGGGCAAUGGCACAACUUGGUCUCUGUGCAUUUCGGAGCGGACUGAUCCCUGAAGGGCAUAGCUGCCUUUCUGAGCUAUAUUCUGGUGGAAGAGUAAAAGAGUUGCUUGCACAAGGUGUCUCCCAAAGUAGAUAUCAUGAGAAAACUCCUGAACAGGAAAGGCUGGAGAGAAGACGACAAAUGCCGUACCAUAUGCACAUAAACCCUGAGCUCCUGGAGGCAGUUCAUUUGAUAUGUGCCAUGCUGCUAGAAGUGCCUAAUACGGCAGCUAACAUCCACAAUACAAAGCGCAGAGUGAUUAGCAAGACGUUCAGGCGGUUUCUUGAAAUGAAUGAGAAGCAAACAUUCACAGGACCCCCUGAAAAUGUCAGGGAUCAUGUAAUGGCAGCUACCAGAGCCCUCAGCAAAGGUGACUUCGGAAAGGCCUUUAAGGUCAUCAGUUCCCUUCAUGUCUGGAAGCUCCUCAGGAAGAACGAGAGUGUUCUUGAGAUGCUCAAGGCUAAGAUCAAGGAGGAGGCUCUGAGAACUUACCUCUUGACCUACUCCCCCGCAUACAAGACUUUAAGUUUGGCACAGCUCACCCAGAUGUUCGAGCUCUCAGAGGCGCAGGCUCAUUGCAUUGUGAGCAAGAUGAUGAUCAACGAUGAGCUGCGCGCUAGUUGGGAUCAGCCGACACACUGCAUUGUUUUCCAUGAUGUUGAGCAUACUAGGCUGCAGGAUCUAGCUUUCCAAUUGACUGAGAAAUUGUCAAUCAUUGCAGAAAGUAACGAAAGGGCAACCGAAUUGAGGAUAGGCGGCGGUGCUAUAGAGCCUUUGAGGCGUAGGGACAGCCAGGACUAUGGGGCUGGAACAACUGCAGCGAGUGGCAGGUGGCAAGAUAACUUGUCAUACACGCAAGGAAGGCAAGGUGGGGCCUCCGGGCGCACAGGAUAUAGAUCAAUGGCAUAUGGUCAAGCUGCAGGCGGGUAUUCAAGGGAUCGAACAGGCACAGGCCAGUACCGGGGAACAGGUCACAACGCGCGGUAUCAAGAUGCUGCGUAUGGAGGGUCAGGGAGGGCUGGAUAUCAAGCUGGUUCAUCUGCAAGGGGGUCUCAGAUGGAUACUUCAACCCGUUUGGUCAGUCUAAACAGGGGAAUUCGUGCUUAAGGAAACAUAGCAUAAAAGCAAGGCUGAAAUUUUUUCCCCCUUGGAAACUAUUGUUCUUUAUCGUUUGAGGUUAUUUCUAGAGGCUUAAGUUGGAGUUUUUUGUGUUUUCUUUUGCUUAUUAAUAAUAAGUUGCCUCUUUAGUUU
Messenger RNA from Prunus avium (sweet cherry), 3060 nucleotides. NCBI's taxonomy places the organism in Eukaryota, Viridiplantae, Streptophyta, Magnoliopsida, Rosales, Rosaceae. The record is from RefSeq and is a predicted model, not a curated record.